GAGGCUCGCGCAGCAGCCGCGGCGGUGAUGCCACCGCCACUGCCACCAAAUCUAACACUGGUGCAAGGAGGAGCGAUGGCGCAACGAGGAGCGCCACCACAGGCAGCUGCAGUGAUCAAAGGCUUGAGUUUAGCCAAAGCGGGAGGAGCCCGAAGAUUACAAGUGCAUUCUGAUUCUCAAAUGGUGGUCGGGCAGUUUCAGGAGGGGUUUGAAGUUAAGGAGGACCGGAUGCAAAAGUAUGUGGACGAGAUGAGGAAGUUGAAAGAGGAGUUUGAUUCAUUCGAGCUGAUACAAAUCCCUCGAGGAGAAAAUGGUCGAGCGGACCUGUUAUCGAAAAUUGCUCAAAGCUUGGUGGAUUGUAAGAGCAGAAGUGUCACCUUAUUGCAUCUUGAAAAGAGUGUGGUCGAAGCGGAAGUGGAAGAGAUUGAGGAAGUGGAGGAUUGGAGGGCCCCGAUCCUGGAAGAACUGAAAGGGGGAACGAUAAAGGCGAUGAGGAGAUUUUUUGAAUAUGGAGGCAUUCUUUACAAACGGUCGUAUGCGGGACCGCAUCUGUGUUGUGUUACUAAGGAGGAAGGUCGAUAUGUGCUGAGAGAGAUGCACGAGGGAUGCUGCAGUAAUCAUAGUAAGUCAGGGGCCUUGGUUGCAAAGAUUUUGAGGGCAGGAUAUUUCUGGCCGACGAUGAGGGAGGAUGCGAAGGUGAUGGUGAAGAAAUGCUUACAAUGCCAAAAGCAUGGCCCCCUUAUUCACCAAUCGGCAGAAGCAAUGACGACGAUGAGUGCCCCUAUACCAUUCGUCCAAUGGGGUAUCGACCUGGUGGGGCCGAUGCCUCAGGGAACGGGGCAGAGAAAGUUUUUGAUAGUGGCGGUUGAUUAUUUCACAAAGUUGGUGGAGGCCGAACCCUUGGCGAAGAGUACGGAGGAGAAAGUAAUUAAAUUUCUAUACAACAACAUUUGCUCCCGGUUUGGCGUGCCCAAAGUGUUGAUUUCCGACAAUGGUACUCAGUUCAAUGGCAAGCGGAUUCGAGCAUGGUGCGAAGACAUAAAAAUCGAGCAACACUUUGCCUCCGUUGCUCAUCCGCAAGACAAUGGCCAGGUCGAAGUAACCAACCGAAUUAUACUGAAUGGGCUGAAAACAAAGCUGGAAAAGGCCUCGAGAGCAUGGGUCGAUGAGUUGAGCUCGGUACUUUGGGCGUAUCGCACAACCCCGAGGUCGACAACAGGAGAAACCCCUUUCAGUUUAGCUUAUAGAAUGGAAGUGUUGCUGCCGGUCGAGGUCGAGCUAUCAUCCCAGAG
This is a messenger RNA of Striga hermonthica, 1292 nucleotides long. The record is from the annotation of a GenBank genome assembly. NCBI's taxonomy places the organism in Eukaryota, Viridiplantae, Streptophyta, Magnoliopsida, Lamiales, Orobanchaceae.